Caenorhabditis angaria is the source of this 1375-nucleotide messenger RNA. Lineage: Eukaryota; Metazoa; Nematoda; Chromadorea; Rhabditida; Rhabditidae. The record is from the annotation of a GenBank genome assembly.
AUGAAAAGCCUCCCAAUUUUGAUUCUAGUAUUGCUGGGCUCCAAAGUUGCUCCAAGAGAACUUUGCGACUCGGAUUCGGAUUCAGAUUCAGAAUCUCAAGCAGCUUUAGCUUCAGCUUCAUCUUCAGAAUCCUCAGAUGAAUCCACUGCAAGUUGUCCAGACACGUGGCAAGGCUUCCAACGGGGCCGCCGUCUUUGGUGCAUCAAAGUUAUGACAAGUCAGGCGGACAGAAAUCAGGCGCAAGCGGAAUGCGCAAAUCUCGGAGCCACGUUGACCGGAAUCAAUAGUGUGGCGGAAAAUCAAUAUUUGCAGAGUGAGUGUGUCUGCGUCUCUGACAGAUUCGAGGAUGUCUGGUGGUCUGGUGAUCUGACUACUCUGUGAUCUCUAGUUGUUUGGUUGUCUGGUGCUCUAGCCGUCUGCAUCUCUAACAGUCUUUAGGUGCCUAGGUUUUCAAGGUCUCUGCGUCUCUAACCUACACCGCUAUCUACUUAUCUCUAGCUGUCUAGCUUUCUCUAACCUAUAUGUGUUCUCUAGCUGUCUGACACUCUCUCUUACGUUUUUGUAUUCUCUAGUUGCCUAGCUCUCUGCGUCUCUAACUUUCAAGCUAUUCUCUAGUUUUGCUCUAACUGUCUGACACCCUUUACCUCCGAUGUGCUCUCUAGUUGUCUGGCUUUCUACUACUUCAAUGUUUUCUAACAUACUCUGCGUCUCUGCACUCUCUAACAUACUCUGCGUCUCUAGCUGUCUAGCAUCUCUAACCUCUCUAGCAUCCCUAUGCUCUCUGCGUCUCUAACCCUUCCUCUCUAGCUCUAUCCGCCUAGCUGUCUAGCAUCCAAUGCGUCUCUAGCCCUUCCCUCUACACUCUCUAGCUGUCUAGCACACUCUCUAACAUCUCUAGCUUCUCUAUGCUCUCUAUCACCUCUCACACUCUGUGUCUCUACACUCUCUAGCUGUCUAGUAUCUCUACAAUACUCUGCGUCUCUAACCCACACAAAAUUUUCCAGAACAAGGCGUCUCGAUCAUCAAAACACUCGGCCUUCAAGUCGGCACCCUCUGGGUGGGUCUCGCCCGCAAACCCGCCUGCAUUCCGCUCUCCGCCUCCACCAAUCUGCCCGAAUGUAAACUGAGCAACGGUUUCCACUGGACCGACGGCUACACAAAACGACAAGAAACUAUGACGUGGCGAAAAGGGGAGCCCGACAAUUUUAUAGGGCUCCAAAAUUGCUCAUACAUGCAUGUCGGUCUGAUCGCACAGUAUGGUUUUCAGCCGGGACAAUUGGCCGAUGCCGCGUGUACUGCCACGUGGAAUCCGCGAGCGUUGGAUGUGGAAUCGCCACGUGGAUUCGCUUGCGGAAUGUGGGCUAAUCAGGGUUAA